Neltuma alba is the source of this 933-nucleotide messenger RNA. RefSeq names its product tetraketide alpha-pyrone reductase 1-like. The record is from RefSeq and is a predicted model, not a curated record. Bases 91 to 933 code for a protein of 280 amino acids. NCBI's taxonomy places the organism in Eukaryota, Viridiplantae, Streptophyta, Magnoliopsida, Fabales, Fabaceae. Gene Ontology annotation, molecular function: oxidoreductase activity, acting on the CH-OH group of donors, NAD or NADP as acceptor. The transcript has 5 exons.
AAACAGUGGGUACAAUUCGAAGCCGGGAGAUAAAGAUCAAGCUGAAGACUUGCUUAUGCUCAAGUAGUGGAUUAAGAAGAACGAAAGAGAAUGGAAAGCAACACAGGAAAAGGAAAGGUUGUAUGCGUCACUGGUGCUUCUGGCUUUAUUGCUUCAUGGAUCGUCAAGCUUCUUCUUCUUCGUGGUUAUACUGUCAAGGCCACUGUUCGUGAACCAAAUGAUUCAGUAAAAGUAGACCACUUGCUCAAACUUGAUGGGGCAAAGGAGAGACUGCAGCUGAUUAAAGCAAAUCUCAUGGAAGAAGGUUCCUUUGACGUGGCUGUUGAGGGGUGUGAGGGCGUCUUUCAUACGGCAUCUCCUGUUGUUCUCAGUGUUAAAGAUCCACAGACUGAAUUAAUUGAUCCAGCAGUCAAAGGAACUCUUAAUGUUCUCAAAUCAUGUACAAAAUCACCAUCCGUGAAACGAGUUAUUUUGACUUCUUCCACUGCUGCAGUUGUGUAUAAUGGAAAGCCUAAAACUCCUGAAGUUGUAGUUGAUGAGACUUGGUUCUCAAAUCCAGAUAUCUGUAGGGAAUUUAAAAUGUGGUAUACACUUUCCAAGACUUUGGCCGAAGAUGCUGCCUGGAAAUUUGCAAGAGAAAACAAGAUUGACUUGGUUGCUCUCAACCCAGCAGUGGUGAUUGGGCCACUCUUGCAACCAUCACUUAAUGAAAGCUCUGCUGCAAUAUCAAAUUUAAUAAAUGGUGCGCAAACAUUUCCAAAUUUUUCUCUGGGUUGGAUUCAUGUGAAGGAUGUUGCAAAUGCUCAUAUUCAGGCAUUUGAGAUUUCUUCAGCAAGCGGAAGGUAUUGUUUGGUUGAGACAGUAGCACACUACUCUGACAUUGUGAAGAUUUUGCAUGAGCUAUAUCCCACAUUACCACUCCCGCAGAAGUAA